This is a messenger RNA of Anthostomella pinea, 990 nucleotides long. NCBI's taxonomy places the organism in Eukaryota, Fungi, Ascomycota, Sordariomycetes, Xylariales, Xylariaceae. The record is from the annotation of a GenBank genome assembly.
AUGCCUCAAAUUCUCGGAAAGGACAUUGGCUCAACAGGCUACGGCCUUAUGGGCUUGACUUGGCGCGCAAAGCCCUGUUCCCAGGAGCAGGCCUUCGAGGCCAUGCGGACCGCCCUCAAGACAGGCUGCAACAUGUGGAACGGCGGCGAGUUCUACGGCCCCAAGGAGUACAACAGUCUGGUUCUGCUCGAGCAAUACUUUGAGAAGUACCCCGAGGAUGCCGACAAGGUUAUCAUCUGCAUCAAGGGAGGAUUGAACGCGGAGGGCACUCAUGCGGACGGCUCGCCUGCGGGCACGCGCAGAUCGCUCGAUAACUGCAUCGCCCAGCUGAAUGGACGCAAGAAGCUCGACCUGUUCGAGUUCGGCCGCCGUGACCAGAGUGUGGACCAGAAGGAGACUUUCAGCGUUGUCGAGGAGGAAUACGUCAAGACAGGCAAGCUUGGCGGUAUCUCGCUUUCCGAGGUCAGAGCCGAGACGAUCCAUGAAGCCGUCAAGUAUACUAAAGUGCAUGCUGUCGAAGUUGAACUUUCACUGUUCAGUACCGACGUACUGGAGAAUGGUGUGGCCGAGGCUUGCGCAAUGUACAACAUCCCGCUCGUCGCUUACUCACCCAUUGGCCGAGGUAUGCUUACGGGACAGUUCAAGUCAGUCGACGACAUCCCCCAAGAUAGCAUACUCAAAAGCUGGCCUCGAUUUCAGCCAGGCAACUUUGAGAUCAAUCUGCAGCUCGUGAAGCAGGUGGAGGAGAUGGCCAAGAAGAAGGGAUGCACGCCAGCACAGCUUGCGGUCAACUGGACAAAGGCCCUGUCGCGACGGCCCGGCAUGCCAAUCAUCAUUCCGAUUCCCGGUGCGACAACCGCUGCACGGGUCGAGGAGAAUGCGAAGGACGUGGAUCUGAGUGACGAGGACAUGGCUGAAAUUGAUGCUACGCUGGCCAAAUUCACCACCGCUGGGGCACGGUACCCUGACUACGUUCCGGUCAACACCUGA